Molecule: messenger RNA, 1486 nt
Organism: Carlito syrichta (Philippine tarsier)
Lineage: Eukaryota; Metazoa; Chordata; Mammalia; Primates; Tarsiidae
Gene: BARX2
Product: BARX homeobox 2
Exons: 4
Coding region: 16-855 (279 amino acids)
Biological process (GO): regulation of transcription by RNA polymerase II
Cellular component (GO): nucleus
Molecular function (GO): DNA-binding transcription factor activity, RNA polymerase II-specific; RNA polymerase II transcription regulatory region sequence-specific DNA binding
Source: RefSeq, a predicted model, not a curated record
UCGCCCCGGCUCACCAUGCACUGCCACGCCGAGCUGAGGCUGAGCUCGCCCGGCCAGCUCAAAGCAGCCAGGCGGCGCUACAAGACUUUCAUGAUCGACGAGAUCCUCUCCAAGGAGACCUGCGACUACUUUGAGAAACUUUCCCUCUACUCCGUGUGCCCGUCACUGGUCGUGCGACCCAAGCCCCUGCAUUCCUGUACGGGCUCCCCUUCCCUUCGGGCCUAUCCUCUCCUCUCGGUGAUUACCCGGCAGCCCACGGUCAUCUCCCACCUGGUCCCUGCCAGCCCGGGAAUUGCCCAGGCCUUGUCCUGCCACCCGGUCACUGAGGCUGUUUCUGCUGAGGCCCCGGGUGGUGAGACUCUAGCCAGCAGUGAGUCGGAGACAGAGCAGCCCACGCCCCGGCAGAAAAAACCUCGCCGGAGUCGCACCAUCUUCACAGAGCUGCAGCUCAUGGGCCUGGAGAAGAAAUUCCAGAAGCAGAAGUACUUGUCCACCCCAGACAGGUUGGAUUUGGCACAGUCUCUGGGACUCACUCAGCUGCAGGUGAAGACUUGGUAUCAGAAUCGCAGGAUGAAAUGGAAGAAAAUGGUUCUUCAAGGUGGACAGGAAGCACCCACAAAACCCAAAGGUCGUCCCAAGAAGAACUCCAUCCCCACAUCAGAAGAGAUUGAAGCUGAAGAGAAGAUGAACAACCAGACCCAGAGCCAGGAGCACCUGGAGUCCUCCCUGGGGCAGGCAGAGCUCUGUGAAACACGGGAACCGAAAGUAUGCGAUGUCCUCUUAGAGAUGGCAGAGCCACCAGGCCAGCCCCAGGAGUUGCCAGUACCCUCUUCGGAGCCCCCACCAUUAAGCUAAAGUAAAAUUUUUGCAAGGGAGGAGGGAGAGGGGGAAAAAGGGAAAAGAGAGAAGGCAGGGAGAAUAGGGAGUGAAAAGCUUCCAGCAGCCUGGCUAACUGGGGGAGAAGAGAUUCAUCUGCCUGUCUCCCUCCCUCCCACAGUUCCCAGUGGCCUUUUCAUCGCAAGCAUUUAAUGAAGACUUGCUUGUCUUAGGCCUUUCUCUUCCUGAAAGGCUGCUUUAGCCACAGAUGCCCUUGAGUAAGGGAGAUAGCACCUUGGAGGCUGCCUGCCCCGUAUGGGAUAGGGCUGGGGUCUGGGUCUAUGUUGCUAGCCCCAUCCUGGAGUGUCAUGGAGGGUGCCCUUGUUCCCUCCCUGCCAGCCUCGGGGCAGCCAGUCAUCAAAGCAGAGAGACAUAGAGGAGCGUGGGCAGAAUGCCCAGGUUUCUUGCUGACUCAGCACUUAUUUCUGUAGUUUUUAAAGAGACUUUAACGUUUUUGGUUGUUUUGGGAGGGGUGUGGGUGGGGGAAAAGAGUUGGAGGGAGGGAGUUCUGAGUUAUUAGAAAUGAUUCUGAAUCGAGUUUGUUUGAAGACACGUGUGCCUUUGUACCUAUUACAAGAUGGUCAUGUGACCCAAGAACUGAUAAACCUUG